Coniophora puteana RWD-64-598 SS2 is the source of this 1167-nucleotide messenger RNA. RefSeq lists its product as uncharacterized. The transcript is spliced from 3 exons. Lineage: Eukaryota; Fungi; Basidiomycota; Agaricomycetes; Boletales; Coniophoraceae. Bases 1 to 1167 code for a protein of 388 amino acids. The record is from RefSeq and is a predicted model, not a curated record.
AUGGAUGCCCAGGUCUCCGCCAUCAAACCCGUGUCAAAGCGCAGCAAGGUUGCUGCUAGCUCCGACACCACCAGCGAGGAUAGCAAGCGCCUGGUCUGGAAGCUUGGCGACCUUCCCGCAGGUGCUCACGAUCGCAACGCCUGGACUGACGAGCUCAUCCCGACCCUGGUCUACUUCUUCGGCGGCUCGAAGAAGGUCUGGGACUGGUCCGACACGGAGAUCAUGCAGAAUGUGAUGAUCUGCUGGCAGGUGGUCUAUGGGACCCCUCUUCCGGAGCAUGAGAGGGCAGUGACUGGCCCUGUCUUCAACUUGGCCAAGAAGAAGCUCAUUGAAUGGCGGAGCAACCUUGGCACCACUGCCAUUGCCACCCUCGUCACCUCCUUUGCUCAGAAAGGCAUCAACACGCCCCAGUUGCAGCAAGCUUACGUUGCGGAGCUGCUUGGUGAGGACCAGUUCCUCAACAGCGGCAGGGAUCUAGAGGGGCCGACCGGCAUGCUCAAAGGCGACUUCCUCCUUGUCGUCCUUGCAUGCCAUCACCUCGCUAUUAUCGGCCGUGUUGAUGUUCCGCAGUAUGACAGCUUGAAGGAACCUGUCUACGCACCAUAUGCAGCCACUGUUCUUGCUGCUGCCGCGGUUUAUCGUGCGCUUAAGCUCGCCCAAGAUGGGCUUCUCGGAGACGUCAACGGAUACAUCAAGGGCAUCGAUCCCAAGGGCACGCUGAACCUCUCGACUGUCAACAAGACAAAGAGGCUCAUGAGCAACUACAAGGCAAAGGAGCGCGCGCGCAUCAAGAAGGAGAGGGAGGAGAGGGAGAAGGCGAGGGAGGAUGCGGCUUCCAAAGGGAAGGAGAAGGCUGCCAACGUUCCCGAGCCAGACGAGGAGCACCUCGAAGACGACCUUGACGACGACACGGAGCUCCCCUCGAUCCCUCCUUUCUCGAAGGAUCACAACGAGGCAACGACGUUCAACUAUAGCCACCUCAUCAUUGAGCGGUGCUCGCAGGCGAGCGUCGCCGAGGCGUUGGCUAUGUCAUCUCAGUUUGCAAGCGCCCCGAUUCGUCGGCCCAAGGCUAGUUCGGGCGAGCAGGCCGCGAGCACUGGCCCGGCCCAGGCAUUCAAGCUUGAUGCGCGUGCUUACCGCCGCAUUGUCUGUAAGUCGUCCGUUUAA